Messenger RNA from Lates calcarifer (barramundi perch), 4703 nucleotides. It is a transcript of the gene cntf, whose product is annotated as ciliary neurotrophic factor. Gene Ontology annotation, biological process: negative regulation of neuron apoptotic process; ciliary neurotrophic factor-mediated signaling pathway. Lineage: Eukaryota; Metazoa; Chordata; Actinopteri; Centropomidae. Gene Ontology annotation, molecular function: ciliary neurotrophic factor receptor binding. The coding region runs from base 305 to 916 and encodes 203 amino acids. The record is from RefSeq and is a predicted model, not a curated record. The transcript is spliced from 3 exons.
ACAGUAAGCAGACAAGGUCGAGACAAACUGGGAAACUCGUUUUACCGAAACCUUAGAGAAGAGCAGGCACUCUGGCUGCAAUUAACUCAGCAAAGGGGGGAACGGAAGGGCAGGCUGAAGUGAACCAUGACCGGGAAUCCGGUGUUGUCGGGAUGAAGCACGCGUACACGAGGGUAUAUUAGAGUCAGGAGGAGGAGGAGGCAGGAGGAGGAGUGAAAAGGGGGGGACCGGCCUGUUGCUUUGCAGCUCCUAGUGCGCGUCUAUUGUGUCUUCACCGGGAGAAAUAGCAGCAGCCGAAGGUCCAAUGGCAGACAGGCGGACUAGAGGCAUGACCGGCUCGGAUCUGAGCAGGACCACGGCGGCCCGGGCUACAGCCAUAGCAGAGCAGCUGCACUACGAGUGCUCCAUCUUACUGGAACUUUAUAGAACGAAGGAGAGUUUCACUGCAGAAGUUACGGUGGCUGACGGUCGUCUGGUGUCCGUCCCUCCUCCUUCCUCCCAGCUGGACACCAGGGACAAGCUCUGGCGCCUCCACUCGGCUCUGCUACAGUGCCGCAGCUUGCUGGAGAGGGCCAUUGCCAAGGAGGAAGAGGAGCUCGGGGGCGGGAUGAAGGGCGACUACGAGACUCAGAGGAGGAUGGUGAAGGAGAGGCUCUCGCUCCUCUUAAUCAACACAGGAGAACUCCUCAAAGCUGUGGAUGGCACGGCGGUCCUGACGCCCGAUUUGGAGGGACUGGAGUUAGACGGUCCGACCAUUCUGUUCGAGCUGAAGCUUUGGGUUUACCGCAUCUUCAAAGAGGUGGACUACUGGACCAAGACAGCCAUCACCACCUUGCAAAGUCUGCCCAUGGUGAUAGCCAAGGAGCGGGCGGUGACCACGCGGCGAGCCAGGAGCACGAGAAGCACCCGGAGAUGAGAGGGAGAGUGUGUGGAGUGUGUGUGGGCGAGAGAGGAAACAUAAGGUUAGAAAUGGAGGGAGAGGUAAGAGGGUGAAAGGGGGGGGUGUAAAAGAAGAUAAGAGUGGAGCAAAGACUUCAGAGAGACCCAGAUCCCCACUGACACAGGGAGAUGAGUGGGUUGGGUUAUUUUUAGGGCAUGAAACCCCCUAUACACAAACAGAGUUCUCAAACAGAUACACUAACCAUGUUUAUCACAACAACAACUGUUGGAGCAAGUUUAUUUCAUGCGUGACAGAGUCUAAUACAUCUAUAUAUUUAUUGUUUGCAUUGUAAGAAGAUACAGAGUUUCUUUCUUUCUUUCUUUCUUAUUUUGGUGUCGGAAUCAAAACACAAUUAACAUUAAUUCCAACAACCUAACUCACGUUUAUGGGUUUCCUGGUGCAUGCAUUAACUCCUUUUGAUUCAGCUAAGGUUAUUAUUUAAGAUGCACUGCCAGGAAGAGGAAGCUGUCAACGAGGGGCACAUUUUGAUGAAAAUGAGAACAUUUGAAUUCAGACCAUCACCAUGUGAUGUGUGUAGUUUUGAAUACUGUGCUUCAAAUCAUUCCAUAUAGAUUAUCAGCUGGGGAUGUUCAGUGUAUGAAGGAAAGAAAAUGUAACGGCACCCUCUAGUGUUUACAUGUUGCUAUUGCGUAGAUUAAUUCUUCUUUUCUUUCUUGAUUUUCCCCAGUAACGCUACUUAUACUGUGUUUUUGUUGUGUUUUUCCUUUAGGGCACUUUAUUAGCAAUGAAACUAAGUAAAAACUGGGUUUAAGGAGCAGCAAGUGCGGUGCAUCAAUAGUCCAAACUCGUGGGCAAAUGCAUGAGCACGUAAACAGGGAAUGUAAAUAGUAAAAGUCUGCAAACUCAAGUGAAAAUUAUAAUGAAAAGACUUUGCGAUACAGUCAGACGAGAAGUCAGGAUUUGUGUCUGUUAUGUGAUCCAGCCACUGGGCAAUUGUAGCUUUCACUGCAACAAUCAACAUUUACUGCAGCUGAUAAGUUAACCUGUAGUAGAUUUGUUUAAAUUUUGAUCACGUAAAUGAACCAAAAGUGACCAUCACAUGCCACUCUGUCAGUCUGACUCGGGCUGCGGUUCUAAUUAAAUUGGCGUCAGCCAUAGACUCAGAUUGUCUUUAAUGAUGCAUGAAGCGUCAGGGCAAGAAAAAGAGAAGAUACUGUGAAUGGGACUGAUUCCUCUGUAGACAGUCAGUAAGCUCGAUGAUGGGCACAGAGCAGACAAAGGUGUUGAUGGAAGAGACAAGGGGACCACAGAUUUUGUUACAUCUUGUUACAUGUUGUAGGUUGAUAAACUGAUGGUAGGUGCACUGGGAGAAUAAAUAAACCAGUGUUUAAACUGUUUUCAGGCUUCUGAAAACUGGAUGUUGUUGCUGGAAAGAAACAUAAAAUGUAUUCAGUAGUUUGAUCUGAAUCACCAUCAUUAAUUUCCAGAUUAAAUUUCAGAAAAUAAGAGCUACUGUACAUGUGCAAAAGUCAUCCACUCCAUCUGUUAUGAAUGCACAAAUGAAGAAUGAAAAUACAUCAAAAUAUAUAACGAUGUGUUGGAGUGCAGUACUUUUUAAUGUGAUAUACUAUAAAUGCAAUAUUACAUGUGUUGCAUUUGCUGUUCUGUGUAUGGAUUGGGGGAUGUAUUAUGUUCUUUUUCAUCUACUCUGAUGAUGACUAUCUGCUGGACUACACAGCACAUAAACCUUCUUUUUUUUCUUUGUUUCCAAAAGGAUUUUCCGGCUCUGUUCUCUGUUAUGAGUUGGUUGAUUUGCUGGCCUGGUUGGCCCCAGAUCAAGAACAGUCAAAGACAGGGGCCAAAUUUGACCAAAAAUAACACUGGGUUGGAAAAAAAAAGUAUGCAUAUGUUGCUACAGGUGCUCCAGGAGAAGAGGAAGUCCAGUUUGAAAUUAGUUCAAAGGCUUAUCAAAGACAAAAACAACUGUUUAUAAUAAUGCGUAGGAAUAGGAUGUAGCAGCAUUUUACUGUGGAGAGUUAUAAUGGUGGCAAUUUUUUUCUGUCAUGCAUCGGUCUCAUUGAAAUGAGUGAGACUGUGUGCCGUUGAUGCAGCGCUAUUGUUGGUCUGGAGCCUGAACAUUAGCUUUAUGGGACAACUGGGUAGUUACUGGUUCCAACUGAUUCAGAUUAUAGCUCUCUGUUCUUCUGUUUUCCUGCAGAUUGUGAAAAGCAGAACUGUUUUUACAUUCCUGGCAAACAAAAUGCUUGUUUUUUUAAGCAUGCUAUUGAUUGAUUGUUUCCCUCUUUUUUUAAACUUGUGCGUCUUUACAAAUGUAGUUUGUUACACCACAAAGUGCCCUCUCUUUUGACCUCUGGUGUAGAGAGAGAGAGGGAGAGCUAGCUAUAGACAAAUGGCUCACAGCACAAAGAGAGGAUUAGGUUGCCGUCACAUCUGUCUAUAAGCAGCGAUCAUACAGUAGGAAACAGCCAGACCCAUCCGAGAGAAUGUAUGAUUAACCCUCUUUAUGCCUGAUGGUCGAGUGAAUGUAUUGAUUUACUUAUGAAUUGUUUCAGUGUCAUUUUGCCGUUUUAUCUUAGGAGUUUGUGGUCAAGCGGCGAUAAUCCCUGUCCUGCAAAUGUGGCGUUAUCUGCGUGAUGACUGAUACACUUUUGGCCCCUUGGUAAAAUGUUCACACAAGAGAGACCAAGACACUGAAGCUAGAUUUAAUCUGUGGGCUGAAAAAUUUGUUUUGUAUUUCCUUUUAUCACAGAGUCCUGCAGCGUCUCAAAAUAAGUCUUUCAAGCUUUUAUAGUUUGAGACAUGGACAGCAGUGCUCACUUGAUAUCUGGGAUACAAGACAGGGCAGUGUUGUAUGGUUGAAUUAUUAUCAUUUAUUACCCUUCCCACAGCCCAAGUUGACAUAUUUCAGGUGCUUGUUUUGUUCAACAAAUGGUUAAAAUUGCAAAAAAUAUUCAGUUUAUUCUUGUUAACGACAAAAUACAGCCUAUUGUCAUAAUUGAGAAGCAAGCAGUUGAUCAUAAACAUUAUCAGUUCGUUUACUGCAUUUCAGUUUAUUGCAAGUUUACUUCAACAUGCUGCUAACCUGUUGUGUUCUCUAAGUCCAGUCAUUUUUUUAGAAAUACAAAAGUAUCUUGUGUAGCUUGUAGAUGUCUUUCUACUGAGUCAAAAACCUGCUGCUUCAAAAUAUUCUCUGUGAUCUAAGUGCAGCGCUCUGAGCUUUGUUCCUUACUCUCUCACUCAUGAAUGGCUGCACACUUAAAACGCAAAAUUGUCAUAUGUAAGAACACUGUAAUCUUGAGUUUGGCUUUUACUGGCAAUGUUUGAUUCCAGCUUGAGCCACGGAGAAGAAAAUGUUACAGAGACGUUGAGUUAAAAUGCUGAGUAAACCAUUUGGACCGUCUUUAGACAUAACGUCAAUGUGUAAAAAUUGGCAGAGCAUUUACACAUUACACAUUAUUUUAUGUCUUAAAAGGGGAAAAACAACUUGCAUUGACAGCAUUGACUAGCUUAUUGAAUAUGAUGCACGACUAAUACGUCAACAAGGACCUGCUGUUUUAUUUUUUCAUUUAAGGUCAAAGUGAUUACGUUAAAACAUGUUAAGUGUGGUUUAAAUCACAGAGAGAGCGUUGGUUGGUGCAUUGUAAAUAUUAAAUCAAAGUAAUGUACAGUCUUUUAUGUUUUUCUGGAACUUUGGUAUGGUAUAAAAACUUAUUUAUUAUUGAUUGGAUUCCUGAGGGUGUAUGAGUGGGUUGAAAUAAAUUGAUCUUGGCUAUACUUUGAA